GGCGGCGGGGGCGGGGCCGGGGCCGCACCGGGAAGCGGGGGAGGGGCCGUAUCCGUGCGCCGCGCACGCACCCUCCGGUCCCGGCCCGGUCCCGGUCCCGGCCCCGACCAGGCCCAGGCCCCGGUCCCGACCCGGCCAUGAAGUUCCUGUACAAGGAGGAGCACCCGUUCGAGAAGCGCCGCUGCGAGGGCGAGAAGAUCCGCAAGAAGUACCCGGACCGCGUCCCGGUCAUCGUGGAGAAGGCGCCAAAGGCCCGAAUCGGGGACCUGGAUAAGAAGAAGUACCUGGUGCCCUCAGACCUGACAGUGGGCCAGUUUUACUUCCUGAUCCGGAAGCGGAUCCACCUGCGGGCAGAGGACGCGCUCUUCUUCUUCGUCAACAACGUCAUCCCCCCCACCAGCGCCACCAUGGGCCAGCUCUACCAGGAGCACCACGAGGAGGAUUUCUUCCUGUACAUCGCCUACAGUGAUGAGAGCGUCUACGGGGCCUGAGCCCCCUCCGGCCCCCCCCCGCCGCCCCCCCCAGCCCCCCGCGGCGCCGCGGCUUCGGCCUCAAUAAACGCGACGGAGCCGC
Aquila chrysaetos chrysaetos is the source of this 573-nucleotide messenger RNA. RefSeq names its product GABA type A receptor-associated protein (gene GABARAP). The transcript is spliced from 4 exons. Bases 138 to 491 code for a protein of 117 amino acids. Gene Ontology annotation, cellular component: cytosol; autophagosome membrane; autophagosome. Gene Ontology annotation, molecular function: ubiquitin protein ligase binding; GABA receptor binding. Lineage: Eukaryota; Metazoa; Chordata; Aves; Accipitriformes; Accipitridae. The record is from RefSeq and is a predicted model, not a curated record. Gene Ontology annotation, biological process: macroautophagy; autophagosome assembly; autophagy of mitochondrion.